Syzygium oleosum is the source of this 2236-nucleotide messenger RNA. RefSeq lists its product as uncharacterized. Bases 145 to 2076 code for a protein of 643 amino acids. NCBI's taxonomy places the organism in Eukaryota, Viridiplantae, Streptophyta, Magnoliopsida, Myrtales, Myrtaceae. The record is from RefSeq and is a predicted model, not a curated record. The transcript is spliced from 9 exons.
CGGUGUAUAAAAGGAGAAGAGCCAUGAGAACAUAAACUAUAACUUCGACUUCAACCCCGUAAAAAUACCUUCGAUUCUCUGCUUUCAGAUUUUUACCUCCUCGCGAGACAGCGUAGCAAAGAAUUCUCAUAAAAGAAAAAGGAGAUGGCAACAACUGCGACUUCAACCCCAGAAUUUCGGAUUGAUCCAUCGCCAGAGAUUCAUGGAGAUGUGAUUUCAAAAGGCACACCGACUGAUAAAGCUUCGCAGGAAGGUCUCAGACCAACUGAAGGUAACAAAGAGGUUCACGUAAACGUGAGUCCAGAAGGCCCGAUAACUGCGGUGGUCGAUAACGAGGAUCGAGAAUUGUUUGCUGCUGCACUGAUGGGAGAUUGGAAAUAUGUCCAGCAAAAGGUCUCUCAAUAUAGCGAAGCAAUGAUGGCCAAAGUUAUGACCGUAGGACAUGAAUCUAUUACUGUGCUCGAUGUUGCGGUUAUUGCCACACAAGAUCAAUUGGUCGAGAACCUAGUAAAGCUCCUAAGUUCAAAAGAUGAAAAUGAAACUUUAACGAGGGCCCUCUGCAAUGCUGCUCGGGGUGGAAGAAUAAGGAUGGUAAAGGCAUUAGUAGACAAAAUUAAUUUUAAACCUGAAAGUGUAGCCCUUGCCCUAAAGACUGCUAUUUCAUGGGCUCCUAUGCAAAAGGAGGUUAUUGGGUACCUGGCCAAGCGUAUAUCCGCCCCAGAUGAUGAUAUUAUCAGCAGCCUUACUAUGGCCGGUCAUAUGGACAUAGUCUUCUUCUUAGAAGACCCACACCCCAGGCUACCUGCAACAGAAGAUACCAAACUCGAUAGAGUGUUGGAAUACUUGGUGCCUAUGAUGUCUUACUUCCGUAGUAGAGCUAGACUCAGCUUUUGGGAAAAUAUUAUUUCCAAAUGUAUCCCUCUAUGCUUGAUCAAUAAAUUAUUUCACAACUGCGAAGAAACGAAGUUGCCCAAAGAUUCUUUCAUAAGAAGGAUUGUAGAAUCGAAGUCGAGGGACACAUUUGGAAUUCUAACUCUUUUCAUGAAGAUAGUUACCAAGGAUUUUCCUACAAUACGCAAGCUUUUAUUGACUUCAAACAUUGUCAUUGAUGCUGCAUCUCGUGGAAUCUCUGAGUUUGUCCAUGUAUGUUUGAUUGUUUGUCCGGAGCUGAUGUGGGAAAAAAAUUUCACAAAAGAACUGAUAAAAGAAGUUGUGAAGGGACGGCAUGUCAAGUUGUUUAGACUACUGAGCGCACACAACACAACUCCAUAUUUGAUUGAUGAUAAGUUGACGAGACGCAGCUUGAUGGAGGCAGUUGUAGAAUGGUCACCAAGAUGUGUGUCAGCUGAUGUUUCUGGAGCAGCUUUUCUUAUACAGAGGGAACUCCAGUGGUUUAAGGUUGUGGAAGAUAUGAGCGAUCCUUCUUCAAAAAGUCUGAAGUUUAAGGUAUCAAAAGAGGAAGAUGGGAGCGAUCCUUCUUUUAAGAGUCUGAAAUUUGAAGAUGUAAAAGAAAGGAGAGGGAAAACAUACUGGGAAGUUUUUGUAGAACAACGCCAAGAUUUGCUCAAAGAGGCUGGACAAUGGAUGAAGGAUACAUCAUCAUCUUGUAGCCUUGUUGCGACUCUCAUCAUUACAGUUGCUUUUGCUGCAGCUUUUACAGUACCUGGAGGCAACGACAGCAGUACGGGGAUCCCAAUCUUUCUGAAGAAGAGCUCAUUUAUUGUAUUUGCAAUUGCAGACGCUCUCGCUCUCUUCUCCUCCGUCACCGCCACCUUGAUGUUCUUGGCUAUCCUAACUUCACGUUACGCCAUUGAAGAUUUCCUCCAAUCGCUACCGAGAAAAAUGAUAUUGGGCCUCACUUUUCUCUUCCUCUCUUUGGCCUUUAUGAUGAUGGCGUUUGGCUCUGCUCUUACGAUCGUCUUAAGCGAACGAUUAAAGUGGAUUUACAUCCCAAUUACUUUGCUGGCCGCCUUCCCAAUCAUAUUGUUUGCAAUCCUACAACUUCCCUUGUAUGUUGAAAUGGUCGAAUCCACCUGUUUGCCUCCCCUCUACCGUCCCAUUAACAUUUGGAAAUAAUCUCCACUAUUAUUAGACAAAGACAUCUGUAAUGUCAUCUUUGUUUGCAUAUGUUACUGUGUGUGAUGCGAAUAUCAUGCUUUCCUCAUUUUAAAGACUUGAAGUGUAACAUCAAUCGUACUUGCACUAAAGUUUAAUACAUGCUGUCAAGUGCACACCU